Molecule: messenger RNA, 1443 nt
Organism: Haliotis rubra (blacklip abalone)
Lineage: Eukaryota; Metazoa; Mollusca; Gastropoda; Lepetellida; Haliotidae
Exons: 5
Coding region: 31-738 (235 amino acids)
Source: RefSeq, a predicted model, not a curated record
GAUAACUCUAUUUUACCUCCUGGAUUCGGUAUGAGCAUCAUGAAGGGUCUCACCAACAUUACUCGGAUGGUGAAAUCGAGAACACUGCCAGCCUGUCUCAAACAAACUCUGUAUCAGUACAGAAGCUCAUGCUCAACAAAACAUGGUGUUGUCAGCUCUCGGUUAGUGAAAAAUACACGUGGCCUCACAUCAGCAGGAAGAACUGACAUUAUCCAACUACAACCAUAUCACAUACAACAGGCAGAGAUGUCUCUGUAUCAGUGUGUUCCCUCUCGGCAUAUAGCAACCACGUCCGUGUGUUGGAGUCGAGGUAGUAUUGGAGUUGGUGGUGGACAGAGUGAUGAGGAUACACAGGGGACACACUCCAAGGAACAGGGAGCCACAGAUGCAGCUUGGGCCAUCCGGUUAGCAAAUGAAAAUGGUUACCUGUCCUGGUGCAGGAAUACCUACCUAGCAAGUGCUGUGGCCUGUGGGAUGCAAGCUGAGGGGACAUUAGAAGUCUCACAACUAGCUGCACAGGGUGUGUUUCUUCUGGCUGGUAUCAACAUGACCUGGGGCACCAUCAACUUCAUCAUCUACAUCCUGAAGCUACGACAGCGAAUGGGGAUGUCCCUCCUGGCAUCACUCAUCAACAUCACUGGUGCCACCUUCCAUCUCCUGGUCUGGUUGGCACUGGUCACCAUGUAUCUUGGACUCGCAGAGGAACCCCCAGAGACACCUGAUGGGGAAGAAGUCUGAUACUGACCCGCACUUUCAGUGGGAUACUUUUAACUAAGAAAGAAUGCCAGUGCUUGGAGACCCCGAAGUAGAUGAACUAAUCUCCAUAGUAUGUGAUGUCACUAAAACCAGAGCUUUCACGCCAACAUGAUACCUAUCUGUGUCAAGAUAUGACAUCACCUCCACAGAAGGAGGAGUCAGGUGAACUCUGAGUAUACUUUGACUGCCCAGUUUAAGUGAAGGAUGUGUUGGUCUGGAGCUAAUCAAAUAUCAGGUUUCUAAAAUGAUUCAGCUUCAUAUCUUAGCAAAAUGUUUCAUCACAGAAUACCAAUAUACCCUUGAAAGUACACCCUCUUGGAUGUCUUGCUGAUAAUGCAUCAUCACAAUCCAAGAAACUUACAUAUUGUGAAAUGUGUGAGAUGAAGCGAGAUUAUGUUUGUUAAGUUCUUGUUCUAACUACAGAGUUUAUUAGGUAGUUCGUGUUAGUUGGUGUGAAUUCUCAGAAUCACUGAGAUCGACAAAAUGAUGAGUGAAUGAGUAAGUUUAGUUUUACUCCGCUUUUAGCAAUAUUCCAGCAAUAUCAGUGUCUUAUGACAGCAGGGCACACCAAAAAUGGGCUUCACACAUUGUACCCUUAUGGGGAAUCAAACCAGGUUUUCAGUGUGAUGAGCUAACACUUUAACCACUAGGCUACCCCACCGACCCCUGUUGUCUGAUGGCAAGGUC